CUCGUAUGCCGGUUGAAAGGCCGCACCGCGACAAGUGAAAUUACGAUAAGACCCAGUAGCAACAAGUCGCAAGACAAAGUGGACGAUCAUUCAACAAGUUCUGGCAAAGUGAAGAGGAUCAAUGUAAAAGUGCUGUAAACUCUGUAAAAAUGUUGAUUCAAAAUUUACAAGUCUUUUGCAAUAGAAACAAGAAAUACAAAACCAGGUUCCAACCGUUCCUGGCAUUGAAGGAGUUCAGUAAACGUGAUUGCGAUGAGGUUCGGGAAUUAUUAUGUGAAAUGUUAAUGGAUCCAAGGUGUGCGAUAGAUGUAGCAUUAUGCUUUCCGCAGUUGUUACUAACUCUUCUGACAUUAGCGAUAAAUGGUGAGGGUUCAAAGAAUGAAACCGUUGCCAGUUCGGAUCUUGCGCAUAGAUUGAAUUGUGUUAUCCUGGGAAAAAUAAUAUCCGUUCAUCCAGAUGUUUUGGGAUUCACUCUCCGUUACUUCGAAGUAAAUCCUGCACCGUUUGAACCAAUGGCAGAUGAUUCUAAUAUACUUCCUAAAAGACGGAAAACAAGCAACAUGACUUUUGCUGUAACUCAAGUGUCCGACUAUGAUAUAGUGGUUGCUUGUCGUAAUAUCUUACUUGCAGCUACUAAUCAUUUUAAAUACAAGUGGAACUGGUCCAACUUUUACGAAUAUUUAAAGAACAAAGAUGAUGAGAUCAAGUGGAUAGCACUGCAGUGUGUGGGAAUUGUCUUGGGUAUGUCUGAAUCUUUGUGGAUCAAGACAGCAGAGCCUUUGAUUAAAAAUUUGAAUGAUUUCUCAAUCAAGGAUAAACAAAGUCGAGUUAAUACACUGCUACCAGUUCUUGAAGACAUGUCUGAUAAAGAACCCGACACAAUUCAUAUUCCAUCAUCUGUUGUAAGAAUAGCUGGCGUUUCGCUACCAGUUUUAAAUGGUGGUUCACAAAGGCGUCAGGAUUUGAUUCCAGUUCCGUCAAUGGAAGAGAAUCUAAGAGGUUUAGCAUUAGCCGUUGCAUCCAGAAAAUGUGUCUGUUUGCGUGGCGCAGUAGGAUGUGGAAAGACUGCGUUAAUUGAAUAUCUGGCAGUGGCCACUGGUCGUGACAGUUCUAACUUUGUGAAAGUUCAACUGGGAGACCAAACCGACUCAAAGAUGUUGUUGGGAACGUACAGGUGUACAGACAUUCCAGGAGAAUUUGUAUGGCAGCCUGGUGUACUAACUCAGGCUGUAAUGACAGGACAAUGGCUACUUUUGGAAGAUAUUGACAGUGCAGCAUUGGACGUAGCAAGUGUCCUAAGCAACUUGAUGGAGACUGAAACUCUUUCUGUUCCUGGAUAUAGAGAUACGAUAUACGUUAAAAGUGGAUUUCAGUUAUUUAUGACUCAACGAUUAAUUUCAUCCGUCACUGGAUUUCAGAGGCAAGCAACGGUAGCCACAAAUUUGCUAGAGAAGCAUUGGUUUUGUGUUAAUAUGGAGCCAUUGACGAGGGAAGAAUUAAUAUCCAUAGUUCAGACUCUGUUCCCAGUUUUUCAUACGGUGGCAUCCAGAAUGGUGGAUGUCUUUUUGUUAUUUUCUAUUGGAUAUCAUAAUACCGAAGUCUGUGAGAAUGAAAACUUGACCAUGUGCACAGGCAGACUUACUUCAACAAGAGAUUUGAUCAAAUGGUGCAGCAGAUCUGCCACAGAUUUUGUGGUAUCUUCUCCAGAUUCUGGAUUAAAGUUACUGCAAGAUGCUAUUGAUAUAUUUUGCUGUUCGGUGUCAGAUCAAGUUCAAAGACUGAAUCUAGCAAUAGCGAUUAGCAAUAAGCUGGGAAUAGUGAAGAUGAAAGCAGAGUAUUUUUGCAAUUUUCAUAAACCUUCGGUGAAUCUUCUCCCGACAACUUUCAUAGCUGGUAGAGCAAAACUCUCUCGUAAGAAAUCAUUUCGUGCCCAGCUGGAUACCGUAAAAAUGAGUUAUUCAUUCACAAGACCAUCUGCUUGCAUUCUUGAACGCAUUACUAGUUGCGUAGCUCAGAAAGAGCCUGUACUAUUAGUUGGUGAAACUGGAACUGGGAAGACCAGCUGUAUACAGUAUUUGGCUCGAAGCACAGGACACAAAUUGAUUGUAAUAAAUAUGAACCAGCAAAGCGAAAGUGCUGAUCUUCUAGGAGGAUAUAAACCAGUCGAUUUUAAAUUUUUAAUAACUCCUAUAAGAGAAGAAUUCGAGAUUCUGUUUCGAUCAUACUUCGCAAUUGAGCCCAAUCAAAAAUUCCUUGAACACAUUGCUACGUGCUAUAAGCUGGGCAAAUGGAAAACUUUAGUCAAAUUAAUGAUCCACAGCACAUUGGCUGCAGUAAAACGACUGAAUCGAGAGAAACGAAGCACAAAGAAUAUUUCGGAAAUGUUGAAGAAAUGGCAAAAGUUGUCUUUGAAAUUAGAGAAGCUAUCGUUACAGACAAAAAGCCAAUAUUCAUUAGCUUUUGCAUUUAUAGAGGGAAGCUUAAUAAGAGCUCUUCGCGAAGGGUAUUGGGUUCUCUUGGAUGAGAUUAAUCUGGCUAAUGCAGAAACUCUGGAAUGUUUAUCUGGACUCUUGGAAGGUUCAUCUGGAUCGCUGUCACUAUUGGAGAGAGGGGACAAAGAAUUAAUUAAAAGACAUCCAGAUUUCACAGUCUUCGCUUGUAUGAACCCAGCAACCGAUGUUGGAAAAAAGGAGUUGCCCGUUGGUCUUCGUAAUAGAUUUACUGAAUUCUAUGUCGAUGAGUUAACGGAGGAGGUAGACUUACAAUUACUUGUCGGAUCGUAUCUCAGUGAGAUGAAUCUACCAACAUCUAAACAGGAAGCCUUGGUUAAAUUUUAUUUGAAUGUACGGAGAGAAGCAGUUAUUUCUCUCUUUGAUGGAACCGGUCAUAAGCCACAUUAUAGUUUGAGAACUUUGUGCAGAGCUUUGGGUAUCGCUGCUACUAAUCCUUGCGGAGCUGUUUUAAGAUCCUUGUACGAAGCAUUUUGUUUGAGUUUCUUGACGCAGUUAGAUCAUAAUUCGUAUCCCAUUGUGGAUACAAUGAUUAUUCGUGCUAUUUUAGACAAUAAGACUGCUAAAGCGGUUUUGAGAUCUCCGAUACCAAAACCAACCCAUGAACCGGAUGAGGAAUACAUUAAUUUUGAAGGUUAUUGGGUUGUACGAGGUAGUGUUGAACCUGAAAUACCAGAUAAUUAUAUAUUGACUGAGUCCGUUAGACGAAACUUGAAAGACCUCGUACGAGUGGUAUCGAUAGGAAAAAUGCCAGUCUUAUUGCAAGGUGACACUUCCGUGGGAAAGACUAGUUUGAUUACAUAUUUGGCUAAAGCAUCUGGUCAUGUAUGCGUACGAAUAAACAAUCACGAACAUACAGAUUUACAAGAAUAUGUCGGAAAUUAUGUAGCUGACGAGACAGGCAAACUAGUUUUCAAAGAGGGGAUUCUGGUCGAAGCCAUGAGGAAAGGACAUUGGAUAAUUUUGGAUGAACUGAAUCUGGCUCCUAGUGACGUCCUGGAGGCACUGAACAGAGUACUUGACGAUAACAGGGAAUUAUUUAUUCCUGAAACACAGCAGGUCAUCAAAGCCCACGGUAACUUUAUGUUAUUCGCAACUCAGAAUCCUCCUGGAUUAUAUGGUGGCCGGAAGGUCCUGUCCAGAGCUUUUCGGAACAGAUUUGUCGAGCUCCACUUCGACGAAAUCCCGGCGAACGAAUUAGAAAUUAUUUUACAUCAACGCUGUCGUAUGCCUAUUUCAUAUUGCAAGCAGAUUAUCGGUGUGAUGACAGAUCUUCAGAUUAGACGUAAAAAUACAGCAGCAUUUGCUGGAAAGCAAGGAUUUAUAACACUUCGAGAUCUCUUCCGAUGGGGUGAAAGGUACAGGCUGGCUCCUGACGUUGGUGAACGUCUCUACGAUUGGAGUCAACACUUGGCAGACGAAGGCUACUUGGUUCUUGCUGCCAAAGUGCGAAAAGCAGAAGAAGCUAAUGAAAUCAGACAAGUGAUUAAAAAGCAUCUCAAACGAGACGUAGAUCCCAAUACUUUAUUCACUUUGAAUGAGAAAACAUCGUCCGUAACGAGGAGCAUCCUGGAACAAAUCUCACAAGGAGAAAUUUCGUCUUUCAGUCAUAUUGUUUGGACUUAUCAUAUGCGAAGAAUGGCGGUCUUAGUUUGGAAGUCUUACCAAUUCAAGGAGCCUGUUUUACUGGUCGGUGAAACUGGUGGUGGGAAAACAACGAUCUGUCAAUUGAUUGCUGAGAUGAGUCGUCGAAAGCUUUACGCAGUAAAUUGCCAUAUGCACACAGAGUCUUCUGAUUUUCUUGGCAAUUUGAGACCGAUAAGAGAUCACUCGGAUACUGACAGUCAAAAGUUGUUCGAAUGGGUCGAUGGUCCAUUGAUAAGCGCUAUGCAGAAUGGGGACUUGUUUCUGGCAGACGAAAUAUCGUUAGCAGACGAUAGUGUUCUGGAGAGAUUAAAUUCCUUACUAGAACCUGAACGCAGUCUUCUGUUGACCGAAAAGGGAGUCGAUGAAAAUAAUGGCCAAAUUGUUGCGGAGGAAAAGUUUCUUUUCAUCGGAACCAUGAACCCAGGAGGUGAUUACGGAAAGAAAGAGUUAUCACCAGCACUUAGAAACCGUUUCACUGAGAUCUGGUGCGAAGGCUGUAUCGAACGAGAUGAUCUACGAGCCAUAAUUGAACAUAACCUCUGUGCAAAUUUAAAAGUUGUAAAAGAAUCAGUAGCUGCUAACAUGUUAGGUUUUCUUGAUUGGCUAACACGCUCUGAAACUGGAAGCAAAUUUACCAUCAGCGUGAGAGACGUUUUAACUUGGGUGAAUUUUAUGAAUGCUUGCGUUAGUAAGGAUAACGCUUGUCCUUUGAGUCUGACCGAUGCCUAUUUACAUGGAGCUUGUCUCACGUACAUUGACAGCAUAGGAUCUGGAGCGACAAGUGCAAUAAGUCCGGCUAAAUUAAUAACCUUUAAAGAGAAUGCCAUAAAAUUCUUGGAAUCCCAAAAUGAGACUCUGUCAGAGUCGGAAGAUACUUUGCAACGAAGCAUGGAUAUCGAUGUAUCCUUGGCAAGAUCUAUGGACGAGUUAUUCGGCUUUGCACCAUUUUAUAUUCCAAAAGAGCCCACUGCUAUCCAAAGUGCUCCUGCUUUUACUUUUACCGCUCCUACAACAAGAUUAAAUACUUUGAAGCUUCUACGAGGCUUGCAAUUAAAGAAACCAAUACUCUUGGAAGGAAGUCCAGGAGUGGGAAAAACGAGCUUGGUUGCAGCAUUGGCCAAAGCUUCGGGGAACGUGGUCUGCAGAAUUAAUUUAAGCGAUCAGACGGAUGCUUCGGAUCUUUUCGGAGCUGACCUUCCUCUAGAAGGUGGUAAAGGUGGUGAAUUCGCCUGGAAGGAUGGUCCUUUUUUGCGAGCCCUGAGAGCUGGUCAAUGGAUAUUGCUUGACGAAUUAAAUCUCGCUUCGCAAUCGGUUUUGGAGGGUCUAAACGCGUGUCUGGAUCAUCGAGGAGAGGUCUACAUUCCAGAACUAAAUAGGACCUUUUCGAUUGAGCCUGGAACAAAAUUAUUUGCUUGUCAGAACCCCUUAAGGCAAGGUGGAGACAGAAGAGGGUUGCCAAGGUCGUUCCUGAACCGAUUCACCCAGGUGUUCAUCGAUGCCCUGACGGACAUCGAUUUGAAGUUCAUUGCAACCUCGCAGUUUCUGGAUUUACCGGUGGAUCUGAUUUCCAACAUGGUGGAGUUUAACUCGAAACUUUCGUCAGAAGCUGGCGUCACUUGGGCUUAUCAUGGUUCUCCAUGGGAAAUGAAUUUACGCGACAUUACACGAUGGUGCGAGAUAACAGUUAAUUCAUCUCGGAGGAGAUCUAACCAGACCGAAGCAUCAUACAAUCCUGGGGAUUCGGUUGAGCUGAUUUACGUAGACAGAAUGAGAACUGCCGAGGAUAAGCAGAAAGUCCGAGAGUUGUACUCGGAGAUGUUCCCUGCUGGGAAAUAUCCUCUUCCUCGGAGCCAACCUGUCAUAUAUAUUACCAAAGAAAAUCUUCAUCUUGGAGAUGUGACCGUGGCUCGAACAAGUUCUUCCUGCAUCGGAGACCAUAAUUUGUUACUGCUCAGAGAUCAGAUGGCUACGCUAAGGAGUCUUGCAAAAUGUGUGGAGAUGAACUGGAUGGCUAUAGUGGUCGGUGGGUCAGGAUGCGGUAAGAGCAGCGUCGUCCGCACUUUGGCAGAAUUGGCUGGACGAGAUCUGAAGUCAAUAGUUGUCAAUUCAGCGAUGGACACGACGGAGAUCUUGGGCGGCUUCGAACAGAUGUUUCAUUGCACCGCGUGA
Molecule: messenger RNA, 6326 nt
Organism: Orussus abietinus
Lineage: Eukaryota; Metazoa; Arthropoda; Insecta; Hymenoptera; Orussidae
Product: midasin
Exons: 16
Coding region: 150-6326 (2058 amino acids)
Biological process (GO): rRNA processing; ribosomal large subunit assembly
Cellular component (GO): preribosome, large subunit precursor
Molecular function (GO): ATP hydrolysis activity; ATP binding
Source: RefSeq, a predicted model, not a curated record